AUGCCGGCUGCAGCGGGCGAUGGGCUUGGCGAGUCGCCCUCCAGGUUCCUGGCCGGGGAGAAGCCGCCUCCUCUGCUCCUGGAAGAGAGCUUCCUGCCCCCCUGUGUGAGCAACGUGUCCCGGGACGCCCUGCGCACCUUCCAGCACACCAAGAGGGUGGGCAACUACCUGAUCGGCAGGAAACUGGGGGAAGGGUCCUUCGCCAAGGUCAGAGAGGGUCUGCAUGUGGUCACUGGAGAGAAGGUAACCUCAACUUUACUAUCAUUCAUUGUGUUAGCGUGCUGCCAUUACAUCUCAUUUAUUUUAAUUUCUCAUUCGUUGAAAUGCUGUUUAAAUAUUAAAUAAACUUGCUGAUGACUGUUGUACCUGCAAAAAUGUUUUUAAAAAAUAAAAUAAAAAAAAUUCUGAACUUUUUAAAGCUAAAUCUUCUUCAUAAGGUUCAUCCAAACUCCUGGCUGAGGUUAAUAUGAGUUGAUUGUUCUCUACUAUUGCAGUGCAACAUUCCAGCCAGCCCUGUGUGUGUAUGUAGUGUGUAAUGUUUGCUACAUUUGUUACUUUACACCAGGUUCUGAAGGGCUGACAUUCUCUGCCUGCUACUCUGCUCCUCGAGCUAACAUUCUAUCUGCCCAGUCCUUGUACUGACCAAUACAAUGUGCAAAGCAAACCUUGGCUACUUCAGCAUGCUGUAACUAGCAGAGCCAUUUGGGUGCCAAGUGUAAUGCAGUGCACAUCCCCCAUUUUUUUUUAUUUCGAGUAAAUCUUCUUACUAAUUAUUUUCAAAGUGAACACUUUGACUUGUGGUCCAUCUGCCUCUUGUAUGGGAGAGAGCUUGCAUUUAAGGCAUUGUGGGACACGACUAGUAAAAAUAUGCAAACUUUUGUGAACUUCUCCUUUUACAAAUUGUUCACACCUGUUUUAAAUAGGGGAAACAAAGUAGACAAAACACAGCAGGAUGUCAGGGGUGUUGGAACUGUCCAAAAAGAUGGAGGUAUUCAGUGGUCCUAAUCAACAUACAUCAAUGUGGACACAAUCAGAACUCUUUAUAUUUAACAGGUUUUUGUUUUGUUCCCAAGUCUCACACAAGCAGGGUUGCCCAUUCCUCCAUCAUUUUUACUGGACAAAAAUAAGUAUUUUUGUACUCGAUGACAAAUCAUGAAAAGUGCUCCCCUGUGAGAAUUAAAUAUGUUAACAAAUCAAGAUAGUUCCUCCUUUAUUGCUUUGCAGCCUAUGAAUGCUAUAUUCUGCAGGGCAGCACGUGAAUGCUAUAUUUUGCAGGGCAGCUUUUUUCACUUUGCCCAUCUGCACAAAGGGAGUGUUAUGUAUCCAUAGCCCAUCCGCAGGCAAGGUUUCUCCUGUUUCCUAGAGAGCUCUUGGUAAACUCUCCAAUUUCCAGCAGAAAGUGAUAAAGUCCUAGGGAUGUUGCUUGCUGAGUAAUAUGGCCGCUUGUUUUCCAGAGUAAUGGGGGGGGACUGCUUUAUAUUGCUAUGUAAGAAUAUAUAAACAGAUCAGGCAUGCUGGCAAUAUGAUCUCGCUGCGCUUACAAUAGACAGAUUCAAUGAUCUCUAUUUUUCAAGUUUGUGUUCCUGGCCCCCGAGGGAAAUUACAAUGAUCAGACAUAGACUCCAGACCCAGCUUUGCAAAAGCCAUUUUAUAAUAGCCUAAUAUAAAGAAUUGUCUCUAUAAAACACCUUCUCGCCUUUUCUUCCCAAUUUGUCAAGUGAUAACCCAAUUUCAGUACAAUGGCUGUAUAAGUCGAUGACAGUUUGAAUGUUAUUCUACGAAUGUAUAUGCUGGGAGAAUAAGGGGCACAAAAGAUUAUUUAUUUUUAUUUAUUUUUUCCCCCUCCAACUGCUGUGGGCUACAAUUCUCUGAACACUUGCUAUUCAUUGGUUAUGCAUGAUUAGAGUACUCUACAAUAGCUCAAAUCUUUUGGCUUUGGUUGGCUGUGUAUGAUGGGAAGUAAUGACAGAGCAUUAUGGGAGCGUAGUCGGUUGCAGUUGUUUUGCUGGCUGAGAAGAGUGCAAGCUUUGUUGUAUAGCAUUCCUAAAACCAGUAAAUUGGUGACAGCUAGCUCUUGGACUCCAGGUGAUUCUGCUAGCUUUGUUAGCCAUCAUUGCACUAGGUUGAAGACGCCUGUCAAAUGGUGGCUGACAUUGAUGGGAAUGGUAGGCUUUAGAAGCUGGAGUGAUAAGUAUGAUUUUAUUCCUUUGUUGUGUUUUGACUUUUUCUUACAGUUCUCUGUUUUAAAGAUUUAUAUAGUGCAUGUACAGGGUAAGACCUACUUUUUUGGGGUUGUGAAUCUGUUCGAGAUGCCAAAAAAGGGGCAGUAAAACCAUCUGGAGGCCAGUCAGAUGUCCCUCGAUGACCGCAAAAUAGUCUUUCUAACCAACUUAGUUUUUGAUGUCUUCUAAAAUAUAAAGAAAAAAGUAUGUGUGUGUGUGUAUGUAUGUAUGUAUGUAUGUGUGUGUAUAUAUGUAUGUAUGUGUAUAUAUAUAUAUGUAUAUAUAUAUAUAUAUAUUUACCAGAUUUGGAGAAAUCUUUAUCUGAAUUGGAAACACCACCUCUGCCGCCCAAUAUUCAAUUUUGUCCUUAAUUCUUCAACUUCAUAAUCUACUCCCAUUAACUCGCAGAUUAGUGAAUGCAACCUUUUGUGUACACCAUUAAUGAGUUUAGCCCAUUGUAAUAGCUGCACAAUGUGUAAUUCCUCCCCCGCCCCAAUAACAAAAUAAAUAAAGAAAAAAACCUUAACAAAAUAUAAUUAUAACAAUAUAUUGUAAACACACAGCUCUCCAAUCGACUAAUUCCUUGAGGACCAAGACUGUCACUGCAGCAAGAGUCUGUUUUGUUUUUUUUAAUGUAUAAUCAUUUCUUUGUUUUGUUUUUACAUCCCAUUGUAUUUUGGCACAGAAUCCUAGAUACAGUGAGCACACAAUAUAUUGACUUGCAUCAGAGGUAGCCAAGCAUGUGCGCUUUUGCGGCUGUUGUGGCGAAACUCACAUAUUUCCUCCGCAAUUAGGCAUACAGUUAAAACUCUAGCAAAAGAUCAUGGGAAAUCAAUAGCUACCUCCUUGAUUGUAAUGUUAAUUAGACAUUUGGCUAGAGUGGUGGUAGCCAAAUGGUGCCUUUUAAUCACUCCUGAGCUGUAAUAACAAACUAUGAUGAUCUCCGUAGUGACUUUUUUUUUUCUCUUUUGCGUGACAGUCACUAGGUUUUAUAAAAAAGAUCAAAUGUUUUACAAGAAUUUACUUAUUUUUUUUUAUUAUUUUUUUUACAUUUCUUUAAAAAUUGCUGAUUUGAAAUGUAAUAAAUGGAAAUUCAUACAAUGGAAAGAAAUGUCUGUGCCACCCAUGAAAGGUGGAUUAAAGUGCAGCUUUGUUUUAAAAGACAACUGCUAUCAAAUAUUAAUUUCUCAUUUCAUAAAACUUUUUUGUUUAGUGUGUGUGUGUGUAUAAUUUAUUUAUUUUUUCUGAAAAUUUAGUUUCACCUGUCUAAGCAGUCAUAUUGACUACUACUUUCUGACCCACUGCUGUUCAGUCUAACUUGCUUGCAGCUGCUGAUUCACCCAGAGCAACCCCCCGCAGCAGGCAAGUUAGGCUGAGCAGUAGUUAGUCCGAUAAUCGUAGAGUCUGAUCCAACAUGGCUGCCCAGCCAGACCCCCAAAAAGUGAAUUUAAAAAAAAUAAAAAAUAAAAAUAAAAAAAGUGGUGAGUAGAUAUAGAAAUUGAUUAUGAAUUAAAGUUUAUUCCUGGUGAGUACCAUACAGAAUGGGCCUCGCAGCAGCUGAAUAACAGAAGGCACACCCACCAGAUGUUGUAGGACCACAGCCGCCAUGAUGCUUUGCCUGCGGUAAAUCUGGCAAGGCAUUAUGGGAGCUCACUUAAAAAUAAGUUGUGGAUUAAAAGGGAUUAGAAUUAGAGGAACUGUCCAAAACUAACUGUUUUCACCAAUGUGAAACAUUCACAGUUAACCACAGACCAGGGUGGGAUUUUACAAUUUUGGUAAUCUAAAAGCAAAUUCUAACUGAUAUUAAACAAAAGAAGCAGGACAGGUGACUCCUAGCAUGAUAGACCUUUUAUUUUUCAGUGUCCGUCAGGUGUGACUACAUCUUAUUGAGGUAUAGCGUGUUGAAUGAAAUAUACAAGGAAUCAUUUUAUGACGUUAAAUCUGGUGUGAAUCCAAUAGUCGGGGGUCUGCUGGAACUCACAGUAGAAGUUUUUUCAUGCCUCCAGCCCUGCUUAUUUGUUAACGUUUUGCAGAUUUUUCUGAACUGUUCUGAACACCUCAGUAGUAAUCCAGCACCUGGGAGGACUUAGUGAUGUUUCUUGCAUUGAGCUAUACUUUACUGCGUAAUCUAAACCUAAGACUAAUACUUUAAUAAGAGCCAUAAGUUCAUGACAGCCUGGGGGGGGGCGGUACUUAAUGAUUUACAGUACUGGAGCCUUGUCACCCUCCUCUCACGGAUAGCUGAGGAUGUAGUGUACUUGCAAUUAAAAACGAACUUGGAACCAAUAAACCUUAACGUGACUGUGAAAUAUAUUAUAUAUUAUACAAUUUACUAAUAAAUACAAAUGGCAUUGUGCAUAUUUAUUUAUGGAUAUAAUUUACAUUUUUUUUCUCUUUUUGUAUCCCUCACAAUGGGAUUGAAGUUUAAAGUGACACUAUAGUCACCAGAACAACUAAAGCUUAAUGUAGUUGUUCUUGUGUCUAUAAACUGCCCCUGCAGGCUUUUUAGUGUAUAAACAGUAUAUUCAGAGAAAAGGCAGUGUUUACAUUACUACCUAGGGACACCUCCAAUAGGCUCCUCAGAUAGCUACUAGAGGGACUUCCUGGGUCAAUGUUGCUCCAUGUGCAGCACUGACGUUCAGUGUCUCAACGCUAUGUAGGGACAUGCUUAACUUUCUCCAUAGAAAUGUAUAAAAUUAAAAGCAUUUAUAUGUAGAGAUGCUGAUUGGACAGGGUGGAGUUUGGCCCCGCCCCCGACCCAACUUUUUGGCUGAGGUCAUCAUUUCUGAUGAUGUCAGCCAAGGAGGCUGAUUGGGGGUGUUGCCAGGGCAGCAGACCUGCGCUUCGCUGGGAAUAAGGUGAGUUUAUAUUAUAUUUAAGGCCGGCGGGGGGGCUAAAUAGUAUUUCUAACACUAUAGGGUCAGGAAUACAUGGUUGUGUUCCUGACCCUAUAGUGUUCCUUUAAGCAGCCUUUCUGGAGCUAUAUGUGGAGCAAUCACCAUGGCUUGAUACUUCUCUCUGAUUGACCUUUAAUUCUGUUGCCCUAGAAUUGCUCUUUUGCUGCUUCUUGUUCAAGGGUUGCAGGAGCCCCUAUCUGUGUUAAAAGGCCAUGAUUUGUGUAAUAGCCCAAAAUAAAUCUUAUUUGAUCUUUAUGAACAGACUUAUUAUAAAAUCAUUUCUUAAUACACCAGUUUAUCCCCUUUGAUAACAUGCAAUAAUUGUUCAUGCCACGGAUACAGACAUUCCUAUUGCAAAAGAUCUGUCAAAAUGACUUUCUAUGUGUUUUCUGAUUAUCAAUCAAGUGAUAGCUCGCUUAUUGGAACAAGUGAUUUUAUUAUGAAUCUUGUUUCCUGUUUGUAGAGAUGUAAAGAAUUGCCGUUGCUUCCCAUGUGCUUAAUGUCGAACUUGUUCUAUGAAUUAUAAUCUUAUUAUCAUGCUGUGAGUUAUACACUGAGGACUAUUACCAACUAUUAUUGGAAUUGUAGGGAAUUGACAGGGGAAUCGUUAAGACAAAAUAGCUGAUCUAGCAAAGGAGCAUUUGGAGAAAUUCUAAAAUUUGCAAUUCCUUAAUUCUCCCCAUAAUUCUCACUAUUGAAAAGACUAAAAAUUCACUGAUUUAAGGCAUUUUGUAGGAAAGCUCAGAUCUAAACAGAAAGGGUAAUCUGAAGCUAUAAUAUAGAUUUAAAAAAAUAAAAUAAAAAAAUUUCUACUUGAGUAUUUCUUUUAGGCAAUAACAUAAGCCAUAACUGUAUCCUCAUGUGUAUAAUUCUAUAUCCUGCGCUCUGCAUCUGGAAUGAAUUUUUGUUAAAUGGUCGAUGUAUGUAGAGGUAUAAAAUAAAACCCAACUAAUUAUAAAUAAAAUAACACGUGUAUUAAUGUUUCCCUCAAACCAUGAGUAAAAUCCACUUUGCAAUUGACAGAUGUUGACUUUAUUUUCUGUACCCUGGCGACUUUUUUAUAGUGUUUUAUUUAUUUAUUUUCUUAACACUGUAGGGCUAAAAUAAAUUAAUGGUAUUUUCAGACAACCCUACAUUGUUAAACUGCAUGGGAUGUCACUUUUCAGAUUUGUAAUAUUGUUUACUUAAUAAAUAUAUAGAAAUAAAACUCUUACAAUCUGUGAGGCUUGAUAUCGCUGUUUAGUGAAUCAGCUAAUGCGCUGGAUUGUGUGUUUAUAUGUAUAUAAAUAUGCAGCACAUAUAUAUAUAUAUAGCCCUAGCCAUCCUUGGUUGUUGUGCAUGUGUGUGUAAAAUAUAUAUACUGGUCCUUGCACACUCACUCUAAUAUUAGUGUCACCGGGUGCAUACUUGAAGCCAAGUGCCAAAACAUAUAAAAUAAAUAAUAAAUGGCUUGCACUCACGGUUUCUUUUGAAGUAAAAAAAAAAAAAUUCCUUUAUUGUACAUUCGUAAGACACUGAUCAACAUUUCAGCCCCCAUCUGUGGCUUUCCUCAGGAUCAUACAUCCUGAGGAAAGCCACAGACAGGGGCUGAAACGUCAAAAAGGAAAGGUGUGUGUGUGUGUGUGUGUGUGUGUAUAUAUGUAUAUGUGUAUGUAUAUGUGUAUGUAUGUAUAUAUGUAUAUGUGUAUGUAUGUAUGUAUAUAUAUAUAUAUAUAUAUAUAUAUGUAUAUAUAUAUAUAUGUAUGUGUAUAUAUAUAUAUAUAUAUGUAUAUAUAUAUAUAUAUAUAUAUAUAUAUAUAUAUAUAUAUAUAUAUAUAUAUAUAUUUCUUCAAAGAAACCGUGAGUGCAAGCCAUUUAUUAUUUAUAAUAUAUAAUUUUUUUUUUUAUGAAAAUGUACAAUGCAAAUCAUUAACACAUAAAUGUAUUGCCUUUUUAUGAUGCAAUUAUAGCAGUAAACAUGGUAAAAUAUGUAGCUUACGGUAUAUAGUCACAUGGUAUUGCUUAACAAAUCAGAAAUAAAAGCACUUAAAAUAGAAAAGUAAACUAAAUUAGUAAGGAAGUAUGAAGUUCCCUAAUGCAUCCCCCUAUAUAUUUAACCAAUAUAUAUUUGUUAGGUGUGAAAAAAUGUAAUUUAAAUAUAGAGAUUUACAUGUAUUUUUAUCCUUCAACAGGGUGACUCCAUCUUGGCUUCCUGUUAAUUAUUAUUAAAAGCUCUGUCCUUUUUAAACUGGAAGUCGGCUUUAAAAAACCAAAAGCAUACAGGGAAGAGGAGAAUUGAAUCAAUGGGGGUUAUGUGUAAAAAGUGUUGUGGUCUCAAAUACUAAAAGCAGGGCAGGCACAUUGCAUUGGUGAAUCCUCCCUUUUCCCAUGUUUGCACUAUUCUUCAGAGCUGACACUUUUUAUCUAACCCUCCAGUGCUUAUAUUUUGCAACCUCAUUUAAAUUGUGCACCUUGACUGUGCUUGGACAGGACUGAGAUUGUGAUGUAGUUUACUAAAUAUUUAGUACGUAUUUUUCAUUCAAAAGUUGUAAUACAGAGAAGUGGCCAUUCCCCUUUUUAAUUUGAAAUUUUAUUGAACUUUGUCCCUGUUUAAUAUAUGGCAUAUAUUCAUUUAUUUAUUUUUUCUCCCACCUCCGCCAGGUAACAAAAUCCUAUUUACUUUGUAACCCCGUGGAGCAUCUUUUUUAAAUGGAUUCUAAGAAUACUUCUCUGAUACUUGAUUUUAAUAAAUGCUUAAAAAUAGACUCAGCCUUGUGACAAGAUUGGUGUACAGAACAUUCUUUUUUAGACGCACAGAUUAGAUUAACAGUUUGUGAUGGCUGUACAGAUCCACACAAAAGCAGAAGGCCUUUCUUAUUGUGUCACGGAUGAAGAGCAAUUCUAAAUAAACACUGACUGUUCUUUUCAAUAGGAUUCGCAGAACAUAAGCGGGCUGCAUCUUCAGUGCAGAUAUUGCAGAAAGAAAAAUGUCCUUAUGUAUUGAAUCUAAAUAUACAAUUUUUUUUUUUUUUCUGCUUUUUAUAUGGGUGAACGUACAUUGACAAUUUACUGACGCAGGUGCAGUAUAUGACUUCAGAUACGUAACUUGGUUGUAUCUGAGUUAUCAAAUGGGAACUGUAUCUAAGUGGGACUCUUAAAUAUUAUUCAUGGGAAAAACGAUCUAAAAUAAUACAAAGCCUGGCUUUGAUGCACACUGUCUUUUCUAUUUGUUUGCUUUAUUUUUUUUUAAAUUAUAUAUUGUGUCCCCCCUCUUAAUGUUAAAGGGACACUGUCACUUCUGUGUAUUUUUUUUAAAGGGACUCUCCAGGCAGCCCUUUUUACUCCCCUGGUUCCAGCGCCAAGAGCCUCGUGAAGCCACGCCCUCUAUUUAGUCAAACUGAUGAAAUAGGCGGGCGCGAGCAGGGAGCAAUCAGACGCUUCCAUUUGGAAGCGUCAUUGCUCCCUUGUGCGCAUGCGCGGCUUCGCCCUACUUCAUGCCGCCCUCUGAAGUCCUGAGCGCACUACCGCGCAUGCACGCGGUGUGCACAGCCGCUCUCUCCUGCACAAGUCAGACGUUUUUUAAUACGUCUGACGUGUACAUGGCCUUUUAGGGCCAUACCUGAUAGGAAGUCCCUCUGGUGGCCGUCUCUGAAAAUACAGUGUUUACAUUAGAUUGCCUGCAGGGAGCUAUAGAUCUCACCUCAACAACUACAUUAAGCUGUAGUUGUUCAGGUGACUAUAGUGCCCCUUUAAUAUUAUGUCUAAAGGAACACUAUAGUCACCUAAACAACUUUUAGCUUAAUGAAGCAGUUUUAGUAUAUAGAUCAUGUCUCUCAGGUUCCAUGGCUCAAUUCACUGCCAUUUAGGAGUUAAAUCACUUUAUUUUUAUGCAGCCCUUGUCACACCUCUCCUGGCUAUGAUUGACACAGCCUGCAUGAAUAAAACUGGUUUCACUUUUAAUCAGAUGUGAUUUACCUUAAACAAUUGUUUAUCUCCUUUCUCUGUAAAUUGAACUUUACUCACAUACAGGAGGCUUUUAACAUCGCAGGAUAUAAGAAAAUCUAAAUUAAACAAAACUUGCAAUAAAGGAAGGAUAGAUUGUAGAUGACUCUUUACAGGAAGUGUUAAGGGAGGCUGUGCAAGUCACAUGCAGGGAGGUGUGACUAGGGUUCAUAAACAAAGUGAUUUAACUCCUUAAUGGCAGAUAAUUGAGCAGUGAGGCUGCAGGGUCAUGAUCUAUACACCAAAACUGCUUCAUUAAGCUAAAGCUGUUUUGGUGACUAUAAUGUCCCUUUAAGCUACCCUAUAUUUAACAAGUAUAUGUUUGUGAGGUGUGAAAAACGGUUUAGUGCAAAAAUCUGCACUAGUGUGCCUCCAUCUUGGAUGUCUGUCAAUCAUUGUAAUAAGCUCUGUCCUUUCUUCCAGGCUGUAAGCAUAGAGAAACCAUAUAAAGAAGGGCAGAAAUGGAACAAUGCUUCUAUUUCUUCUCGUUUGCACAGGCUUUGCUUUGUCUGACCCAGGUUAUGAUCUAAUUUGCUAAUCUUUAAUAUUCAAAAAAUAAAUAAUGGAGCAUUUCAUUACAAAAUAAAAGGGGAGGGGCAGAGAUGGUGGGCCACCCCAGGUAUAGGUGAUUUUCUUUGUUUAUUUAAUUAUGUUUAAAGUCUAGAGAAGUGACCGUUUCCCUUUGAGAGCAUUUUGCAUAUGUGUGGAUGCCUCCUCUUGCUGUUACAUUCACAGAGCCAUUAUUCUAUUAAAGUAGUUCUUUCACCGGAAGUAAACUAUACACCAUACAUUUAUUUAUUGUAAUUUUUUCCAGCCAUUUGUUUUUUUUAAAAUUUUUUUAUUAUUAUAAAUAUCAAAUAAAAGCUUUUAAUUAAACAUUGGACACAGUGUCAACAUAAAGUUCAAACAACCAUUCCCUGUUUCUUGUAUGGUGGGAACCAAUGUAAAUCAGACUCUGGCUAUACAAGACGUACUUGAAAACGAGAGAAAUCUCAAUAUAUCCUUCCUGUAAAUGCAUUUAUAUCACAUGGUAGAUGCAGCCUUUCCUUGUAGUUAAUGGUUGUUCACCUCUUCAAGAAUUGUUCUAAUUGCCUUGUAAUUUUAAAUUUGCCCCAUUGCUGGCCUUUCGGUGAUGAUGGUUUCAUUACUUCACUGUGAUUCUGCCUUUGGCAAUAUCGGUACAUUACAACAACAACAUUCUGAAUUCCAUAACCGUACAACUCCUUAGCUGACACAUCAUACACCUGGCAUUCUAAGCAGUGCAAUCCUAUUAUGUAAUACUAGAUGCGUACGUAUUCAUGAUCAGAUUUAUACAUAAACCGCUUGAUUAAUGUCUUCCUCAUCCUGUUGGUCAUUAUUUAAUCCCAUCAUCCUCUCGAUAACUAGAAAACAUUUAGUCUGCCACUUAAUUGAACUAAUCUACGAUGUAUGUGUAUAUCUACGACUAGGUGCAACUAGGUGACUCUCUCUUUAAUUUUUCUACAAAUACAAAAAGAGAAGUCCUGCGCUCACUUCCAUCACUACUGGGCCGGCAGCAAUGACUACAGUACACAUCAGCCCCAAUAUAUAGUAAAAAACAAAGAAAAGAAAGUUACCUGCGCUCUCUCCUUAAUCCCUAUGUAUAUUUAGACAGUUUUGUGUCCUACCCUGGCUUGUAACCCUGGCUGAUCCUCAGCAUCUGAUACUAUUCAUGUGUUUUGUAAUAUGAAAGACUGAUCACUGACUUUCAAGAUACCUAUGCUUUCUGAAGUGUUUGUCUUUUUGUUUUCUAAAUAUAUGUAUAUAUUUUAAAAAUCGUUUUUAGCUGUGAAGAUUUCCAAGCAAUCACAAGUGUUGAUAUAUAACAUUAAUUACUCAAGCAUAAGAAUAGUUGUGAAUUCAAGUCAAACCUCCUUUUAGUUUAAUAUGUGACCAAGACAGUGCUCCCGGUUUUCAAGAAUCAUAAAUCCCUUUGCCCCCUUUGUUUUAAUGUCAUGAUCCCAUUUUAGGACUUCCCGAUCUUAUAUCUUGCAGUGCAGUAUAACUGUGCCAGGUAUAUAUCGGAACACUACACUUGGCAAAAAAAAUACAGAACCUGUGCUAAUGUACAUACGUAGAUAUGUACCAUAUCAACUACCUAACAGUUUCACUCGUUGCUUAGAAUGAAUGGAGAAUGAUACUAUAUUAUUAUUAUUUAUAUAGCGCCAUCACAUUACGUAGCGCUGUACAAUGGGUGGGCUAACAGACGUGUAAUUGCAACCAGACAACUGGUCGUACAUGAACAGAGAGGUGGAAGGCCCUGCUCAAUGAGCUUACAUGCUAGAUAUAUUCUAAUAUAUGAACUGAUCAUAGUCAUUACUCCGCUGCUAUCAUUAUAAUCUCAUUCUCAUUUCUCAGUUUUGUGAACCUGGCUACAUACAGAAUAUUCUCAUGAUUUUAGCCUCAUUUAUGCUGGGGUAUAUAUAAUUUUUUAAAAUUGUUAAAUGAAAUCUAUUUUAAAAUUUAUAGUACGCAACAUUUUAUUAAAAUCUAAUUUUUUUUUUUUAUUAUUAAAUUCCAAACUUUUACUGAUGGAAAAAGUGAAGCCAGUCGAUAAGCAGGCAUGUUUUUCGCAUAUGAAAUGAGUUAUAUUUAUCUGCAACAUUUUAAUGGCUCCCAUUAUUGGUUUUGUUUUGAAAUGCUACAAAGGAAAACCACUCACUCAGUUUGCACUAUGUGCCCUUCUGCUCAAUAGCUGUUUAGAAAUUUUAAAUGGUUCUCAUUUACAUCUUUACAAUGGCUUCUAAAAAUAAACUCAAAUCUAUUGAAGAUUAACGCAAUGGCUAAUAAUGUAAUAUCAGCUGGAGUAAUUUAAACAGAAUGUCUAAGGAUAGAUAUAUUUUUAAUAUUUAUUUUUUAUUUUUUUCUAGGCUGCAUUUAAAAAGCCUGACAACUAUUUACUCGAUUAGAAUCAUGAAAUAUGUGGGGGAAAAACAACCCAUGAAUACAAUGUUUUUUUUCGAGACAUGUGUCUAAUUAGAAGGGAGAUGAUUGCUACCAUUUUUAGCAGUGCCAGUAAUAGCCUCUCAGAUCUCCGUUCCAGACACACACAAGAUUUUAUAAAGGCUGAAGAAAGUGUCAAAAUCCCAGGGCAAUGCAGGUAACGCUAAGGACAGGGGACAGACUAUUAGAAGUCUUAACUAAUAGGUCAAAUACCGUCUCCGUAGCUCACUAGUCUGUGAUUCCCAGAAAUCAAGAUCUUUGCUAGUUAUUGGUUAUUAAUCUAAUUUUCAAAAAAAAAUUUAUACCUAUUACCACCAAACUCUUGAUAAAAAGGGAAAAAAUAUGACGGUUGAAACAGAAGCGCCCUUGUCUUUUGACCUCCCCCCCAAAGUUCAGCUUUUUGCUGAAUGUUAAAAAUGAUGGAAGUCCAUAAGUUGGGUAGGUUGUGGUUGGUCGAUGCUUGUUUCUACAGUGACCACCAUGUUGAUAGAGGCAGAACCAAACUUUUGAGACUGGGUAGAAUUAAAAAAUGCCUUUUAAUCAAUUUCUGGUGCAGACCUGAGCUACAGGUUUACUGCCAAGAGUGGUGCCCGUCUUGAAGAAGGAAGGGGGAACAGUAGGAGAGCAUAUGACAACUUCAGAUUGUGGUAGAAAUGCAGUUAUAUAUUCUGUUCCAUUACAUAUAACGGUUUGUCAGUGAUAGAGAAACAUUGCUUUACAUGGAUUAAGCUACUUAUUGCAAGCCCAUAAAGUGUAUAGUCUUUCUGACUUUCUCGCUAGUAAAUAUUGAUUAUAUUGAAAGAUAAACAUCAAAUUGGCUGCACCUGUAAUCAUGGCUGACUAUUUCUUACCUGUUCUUUAAGUGUGUGUGCGUAUAUAGUAUAUAUCUAUAUACACAUUUAUUUUUUUUUUUUUUUAAUAUUAUAUUGUAUCCAAUUGUAAUGUUUCAGUGUUCGUGAGCCCAGGACAAGAGAAAUCUCACUAUAUUCUUCCUGGUAACAUAUUUUUAUAAAUUUCUUUUAUACAUAAACUCUUUUAUUUACUUUUUUGGUUGAGAAAAGUAAUUGCAUGAUGUGGCCAGAGAUGAGCGAAAUCUCAGACAUUUUAACUUAUUUUUACACGUGGAAAGUGUGCAUCAACUUAUAAAGGCUCAUAGCAGGAUUUAUAUCCUUUUAUCCUUUAAAAUGCAGCAUGAUACAGUGAGAUGCUAAUGGAACCCAAUGGUUUUGCUUUUAAAAAAAAUUCAUAUAUUCUCUGAAAUCGGGCUGGCUCAGCAUGAUGUGGUUUGUAGUCCCCACAGCAGAAAUGCCAGCAGGUUUGUUUAUAUAUUUUUAAAUUAAACACAAUGGGAAAAACGACAUCCUUUUAAUGCAGAUUUACAUCUUUUUUCUCCAUUACAAACCUUCUUUGCUAUUUUAAUCUGAAAAAUCCAUUUCAAUGUGUGAGGAAAGGAGCCUUCUCCAAAUUGCUUGCAGAAGGAAAUAGCUCUGUAGACACACGGUGGUUUGUUUUUCUUCAGGAUUCGGUUUCUCCUGGAGCAGAAAACCCUCUCAUUAUUAGGUGCUAUCAGGUUCCCAUUUUCCUUCUCGUACAAAGGAGAGAUUUUCAGGAAACCUUAGAACUGUAGUACUCUCUGCUUUACUGUAGGGGAAUGCUGGGAAAACUACAAAACAGGGAAACUUUAUAGUAGAGAUAUAUGAUAUAACUGGUUUUAUUUAUUUUAUUGUGGCUUGAAUUACCCAUUUAUUUGUUGGUGAAGAAUGUCGUGGUGCACCUAUAGUGAGUUUAGUUUUGAUUUUUUAUUUUUUUUUUUUCACGUAAGCUCAUUGUUCAGGGCCCUCCACCUCUCUGUUCCUGUACGUCCAGUUGUCAGGUUACAAUUACAUGUCUGUUAGUCCACCCAUUGUACAGCGCUACGGAAUCUGAUGGUGCUAUAUAAAUAAUAAUAAUCACAGGCCGUAGUUAAGGUGACUAAUUUAAAGUCUUAAAUUAGAGGGACAAAGGUUUAAAAAUAUCAGGAAGUAUUACUUUACUGAGAGGGUAGUGGAUGCAUGGAAUAGCCUUCCAGCUGAAGUGGUAGAGGUUAACACAGUUUUAAGCAUGCGUGGGAUAGGCAUAAGGCUAUCCUAACUAUAAGAUAAGACUAGGGACUAAUGAAAGUAUUUAGAAAAUUGGGCAGACUAGAUGGGCCGAAUGGUUCUUAUCUGCCGUCACAUUCUAUGUUUCUAUGUGACCACGCCAUGUAAAUCUCAUGCAGAUAUCACACACGGCUGGCAUCUCCUGACAUGACUUUUGUGCACUCAGGCCGGUCAGCCCCUGAAUAUCUGCAUAUGGGAAGCUGACAGUUCCUUAUCCUCUUGAACGUAAUCUGCUUUGAGCUUUUCUGACCGUUUUCCAGUCUGUACAAAAUGUGUAAUAGCACUGCAUGCAUUACUUUGCAGAACUAAUGCAGGAUUUUAUUCCUGGCACCUUGUAAUUCUGGGUAGUUGUAGAACACAUUGAAAGCAGGCUUAGCAAUUGUUGGUUUUUAUUAUGCCCAGUGAAGACCAGAAUAAAUUCUACCCAGCCCCGAAAGUACAUCCCAUUGUAUUGACUUUCUCUCUUGAUUUCCUGCCAACCACGUAGACCAGAAGUUCCAUCACAUGUUCUCACCCAUAGCUGUAGUCCAGGAAGAACUGAGCGAAUGAUGGAAUGAUUGUCCUAAUUGUUUUGAGAUUCCAUAUUCUUUUAUAGUUGAUACAUUGGUGCAAUAAUUUUGUGUUGUGUAUGAAGAAAACAGAGGCCUAUUCUAGGCAGUUGUUUGUUUACUGGGUGUACUCAUGACUAUGGCUACUCCCCUGUUGUGUUUCUGAGAAAAUAAUCAUUAUUGUGUGCUUUAUUUAUAAAAUAUUUUACCAGGAAAGAUACAUUGAGAUGUCUCUCGUUUUCAAGUAUGUCCCAAGCGUUACGUGCUCUGUCAUGUCAUUGCGCACAUGGAAGUCCUCGUCUAUGAUCUGAUCUUACUGUUUAGGAGAAUGCAACAACAGAUAUCCUUUUGUACAUCACAAAAUGUAUGUAUUGUUAAUAUUAGUGGCUUUCUCUGAGUUAGGCAGUUUGUUUUUGUUGGGUGUGUUUUUUAUUUUGGUUUUGGGGGGGGGCCGCAGUGAAGGGAAGCGAUGUGGCAUAUUUUGAUCAUUUUUCAUAAUACAAUAUGUGUAGAUAUAGGUGUGUCAGAGCUGCCCCUGCCUCUCUGCACUUAUUAAAAAAAUAUUAAAAAAGAAAUGUUCUCCAACAAUCAGAUCUUAUGUCCAAAGGUUUCACUUUAGUGAUUUUUUUUUUUUUCCUCUCCCUAUCAAUAAGUGUCGUUUUUAGUUCCUUGUCCUAGUAUGUCCGUCCAGAGUUGCCCCUGUGCCUCUUUAUUAUACAGUGAUUAAUCGGAGACCAUUUUUUUUUUUUAUAAAAUCCGAAAUAGCCAUGUGUAGCGUAUUUCAUGUUAUCCUGAGAUUGAAAGAGUCCAGCCCUGUCCUAUCCAUUUAAAGCUAAAACACCAAGUCAAAUAUUUUCUUUCAUAAUUUUCCCUUAAAAAAUGUACUCUGUAGCGGAAAAGCAGCUGGUAGAUUCCUACUGGAUUGAGUUACUCUGCCGCUUUAUAUAAUCAAGAUUUUCUUUUGUGCACAGAAAACAAUGAAAGCUUGUUACCCUAGUUAAUUAUAAAAUCCCAAUGCUGUAAUGCUCAGCAUGGUUUAAAGCACAAGGCAGUGAGCACACAUUUUAUUUAUUUAUUUUCGCCACCUACUUUUUUCAAUGGUUUCAAAAAGCUGUAGAUUCCAUUCUGAUGCCCAUUUAAUGCACAAAAGCCAAAUGCCCCUCAACAAACCUAUAUUGUAGAAGGUUAAUUCUAAGCUAGUUUUUAUUUAGUUUUUUUUUCUCAAAGCCAAGGGCAAAUCACUCAGUGGCCGCUUCUAUUCAUGACUUGGUUCGAUAUAUUUUGUGAACUUUACAGCGGCAGCAGUCGUCCAAACAAAUAAUGGUUUGAGACAGCUAACCUACUUGUCACAUCUCACCUGGUGAUCAAAUCUGACUGGCUCUAACAGGCUGGAAAGGCGUAUGGACUGGUGCUGUGCACUGCCUGUAUGUUUCACCGUCAGAGACAAAUAGAUUAACAUAUAUUUAUUAUAAAUUAUUUGGAGUACCAAGCUGAACCAUCACUGCUCUGUAGAAUGCAACAAAUGCAGUACAAUUUGUUUGAAUUUCUGUUUGUUUGUUUUUUUGUUUGUUUUUCUGUGGUUUCUACUUCUGAUUGAAUCUUAUUUGUUUAAUUUAUUAUUGAUUUAUUUUUAAAUCACUGUCAUAAUUGGUUCUUUGUUUAUUUGUGUUUUUUUUUUUUUUUGUUUUACAAUCAAAGCAUUUCUGUUUAACCUUGAGCACAAUCCACGUCCAUUAUUCUUCUCUCAACCUGAGCUUGAACUGAAUACAUUUGGUCUUUGUCAAACUUGACAUCUACAAAAGAUUCAGGAACCUGUUUUACAGCAUUGAUUGUUACAAUAACUCCAUAAUUAAGGAUGAGCAAAAUCUCUUGUUUUAAAAUUUUUGUUGUUUUCCAAUCUCAUAGUAACUCUAACUAAAAUUUCACUAAAUUGUUGGCUUUUAAAAAAAAAUAAAUUUAUUUUAAAUCUCCUGAUGAAACAUCAGGUAGGGAUGGAAGGUCCUAUGUAUUAAAACGUACUUCAUCACAAAACUGGAAUAUACUAUACUUGAGUGUCUUUUAGGGAGUGAUGGCUAACCUGGGUGCGUACAUCAAAUGUCUGCGACCUACAUCUCCCAACCUCGAUACUACACCUCCCAACAUUUCAAAAUCUGGACAAUGCGGGGAGUGUUUUGAGUGACUUGCUAAUAACUGUAUGCAACUAAAAUGUAAUUUAGAACAAGAACAAUGUAUGUUGUUUAUGUAGACUGAUUUCUAAACACAUUCAUCAUAGUUUAAAGACACAUACACAGGAAAAAUAGAACAGGAUAAAAAAGAGGGACAAGGGGAUUUGGACCCAAAAUCAGGACUGUCCCUCUUAAAUAAGGACAGUUGGGUGGUAUGGUAGGCUGGUUGUCUCAUGGGACACUAUUGCAGAAUCCUCUGUUGUCUAGGUUUUUUUUUUUUUUUCUUCUCUUAUAUAACACUAUUCUUAUCAAACCACCCGUGUGUGUGUAAUGUAAAAUUCUCAAAGGGCCAUCUUAUCUAAAGUAUGUAUAAUUACGGAAUUGUGCAUCAUUGUAAUGGUAUAGUAUUUGCGGUCUAGGUGAUAGCAGUUCUCAGCAAUUUUUUUUUUUUUUUUAAAUUUAUUUAUUUUGUUUAAAGGACCAUGAUGUAAGCACUCUGCUUCAUCUCGCUGAAGAUUGUUCAUCUUAUUAAAUGUGGUGAUCAGGCUAAUGAGGAAAUACUGAUUGGAUGAGAGAUCAGCUGAUAGCUUUCAGCCUGUAACCGCUCCCAUUGUUUGUUUGAAUUGGUAAGGCUAGAAGGGCUGUGGGUGGCCAGAGACCCUAUUCCAGUGGUAGGCAACCUUCAGCACUCCAGAUGUUGUGGACUACAACCCCCAUAAUGCUGGGAUACCUAAAAUGCUGGCAAAGCUUCACGGGAGGUGUAGUCCAAAACAUCUGUAGUGCCAAAGGUUGCCUAUUUUAUUAAUAAACCGCCUGAAAAUUGACUUGGACAGUUCCAGAAGGCUCUAGCCAAUAUUACCAAUUUAAUGAAAUGGUUAUAAUGCCUAUAGUGUUCCUUUAAUGACUCAAUGAUAGAUUCCUUGCAAAAGGGGUUAUCAGGAGGUUAAAAGCAGAUCCUGUUAAAUUAUUCAAACUGUGUUUUGAGUAAUAUUGUCUUGUGUAUUUCUAUCUUUGAACCACUGGUUUAUUUAACUCCUCUACUAAAUUAUUAACAAGAACACACACACGUCUAGUGAAGAUAUGAAAGUUAUUUAAUCAUUUUAUGCAGAAGUAAAGUCUUGCUAAACAAUUUUAGUUGGGAUUGCCUGCAGGUGAUUGGUGCUGUGUGACUUGAUAUCCUAUUAUAACCGUGACAAUGUAAGCGGUCAAGAGACCCUAACAUAGAUUAAAUUUCGGCCACGCUUUAAUACUGCACACUGUUAACCCUUAAAGCACAGAAAAGACAAAUGGUUUUUAAGGAUUACUUGGGCUUCAGGCAACAAUUUUUGUUAGUUAAGAGGGAUAAGAGAGCAAGGGUUCAUCCAAGCCGUGGCCUCUUCCGUGACUAGUAAAUUGCCUUCUCUGUAAUGCUCAAAAAGAAUGCUUGAGGCUUGGUAACCAGUUCCUUUUGUAUCUUAUUUAAUUACCAUUUUCCUCCACAUUCGCCUUGACUUGCUAUUUAGGUCCAUUUAUGGCCUCUGGGAGAUAUCCGAGAGAAGGCCUGUAAAUAGCUGAGAUGUCUUUUUCUCUGUUAUCAUGCCUUUUGAAUCUCCCCACACACACACACACACACACACACACACACACACACACACACACAAUUUUUGCUCGAGGAAUACAAGAGUCCAGCUUUUAGAAGUUAUUUUUCACAGGCAGGCUCUUGUUUUUAUUCCUCUUCCAUACUUUGCUUUUUAAGUGCACACAAGUGAUACCAAUGAAAAGAAAAACCAUUUGAUAAUGUUUUCCAAAUAAUAAAAUAAAACUAAUAAAAUGUACUGGCAUUAUACAGGGAAACGUAUUGCGGCUGGAAAUUAAUUGCAUGGUUAGGCUCAAUAGCGGUUUCCAGCUCUUAAAAGAACACUCCAAGCACCAUAACCACAACAGGGCGCAGGACCUCUGUGUUGGAACGGAGCCCCUCCAUCUUGGCGUCCUAUUACUUAUUGUUGUAAGCUCUGCCCUUUGCACAGACAGGUGGUGGAAAGAAACUGUCUGUGCCUGGACUAAGCUAGGUUCAGAUGUCAAUUUAUCAAGCAUCACAUGUAAUCAAAAAAAAUCAAGGUAUUAAUGUAUUUUCCAGAAAAUUAUUGUUUCUUAUUUAACAGACACAGAACUUGUGAGGUUGACAGAAUUGUUCUCUAUACAGUUUUGUCUGAACAUCACCCAAGGCUUAAAUAAGUCCGUAUCCCUGUCUAUAUGAAUUACAUUAUCACUCACAAUCUUCUUACUUCUAAUAAUGUAACGAAUGCAAAGCAUGUACUUGUGAAAAUGUUGCUUCACCUGAACAUGUAUGGAAUUCUUACAAAAUGUAUCUUUUCUUCACAGGUGGCUGUUAAAGUUAUAGAUAAGAAGAAAGCCAAAAAGGACACGUAUGUGACCAAGAACCUACGCAGGGAAGGCCAAAUCCAGCAAAUGAUUAGGCACCCACACAUCACCCAGCUUCUCGACAUUCUAGAGACUGAAAACAGCUAUUACCUGGUGAUGGAGCUAUGUUGUGGUGGGAACCUUAUGCACAAGAUCUACGAGAAGAAGAGAUUGGAGGAGAACGAGGCUCGCCAAUACAUCAGGCAGCUGAUUCUGGCCGUGGAACACCUGCACAGGGCAGGAGUUGUUCAUAGGUGAUUGAAAUUUUUCUUUCUUUUUUAUUUUAAAAUACUCAGACUUUUUUCAUAUGUUGGAUGUUUUCUGAUGUGUUUUAUUUUUCCACCUUUUUAACCCUCCCAAAUUUAAAAAAAUAAUAAAAAAAUGGCGGGGUUGUGUCGAUUUACCUGUUACAAGGUAAUGGGCCAAGUAACCCAGACCACAUCAUUUGAUUGCAGUAUCCCUGCCCCCUUAACCCUGUAAUGUAAAACAUUGCAAUUUUAGAGCCAUGUUUAUAUUUUCAGGGUCUACCAGAUGGCCACUCGAGGCAUUUCCUGCAGUUUCACGGAGUUUAACUGCAUAAAACGACGUUGGGUGUCUUCACGCUUUGCAUGUAGACGUCGAGUGUCUUGGAGAUGGCCAGGGGGCAGGUGGGGGGGGGGGGGUAACUGAAGGACACAGUAGGGUUAGGAGUACAGAUUAGUGUUCUUUUUAGACAUCAGCUGAUAACUACUACGACGCAGAGUGAUUUUUCUGUAAUUUAUUUAUUUAUGGUAUAGUUGCGACUUUAUUCCGUUAUUUCUAACCAUGGUAGAAGACUUUCAAUUGAUGAGUCAUACCAUUUUUGUCAGAAGAAAGAUCACAACCUGUUUGCUUUCAUUAUUCCCAGAUUUCUUUUGUGACAAUGAAUUUCUGCAGAAUAAAAGUCAGUAGCUAGAAACUGAAUGAGAGAUAAGUCACCGCGCAGAAGGAUUCACCUGGGUCCUUUUUAACGAGACUCACGGUUAUAAAUAGAUUCAUUGAUGGGAGCUUUUGUGAAUUGAUAUUCUCAACACAUAAAGCUUUCUUAUUUUUUUCAACAAUACAGCAAGUUCUCUGGGUGCUAUUUAUGUGAAUGAACGUGCACAGAUCCCAAUUGGGUGUUGAUGUCAAAGUAUUGUCAUAGAAGUUACAUUAACACGAUGCUGUAUAAAUAACUUUGUAUCAUCAUCAUUAUUAAAGGACCACUCUAGGCACCCAGACCACAUCAGCAUAAUGAAGUGGUCUGGGUGCCACGUCCAGCUAGGGUUAACCCAUUUUUUUUUUUAUAAACAAAGCAGUUUCAGAGAAACUGCUAUGUUUAUAAAUGGGUUAAGCCUUCCCCCAAAGCCUCUAGCGGCUGUCUCAUUGACAGCCGCUAGAGGCGCUUGUGUGAUUCUCACUGUGAAAAAUCAGUGAGAGAUGAAUUUCCCUUGGAAUGAGAAAUUGGCUGAGAAUUAUUUAGCGACUUAGUCUUCUUCUUGUGUUCAAUAAAAGCACUGCACCUGUCCCUUAAGCCUCUGCUCAACAGGUGUUUUGGUUUGGGGAUAUGUAACUGAGCAGGCUCCUAUAUUUUGUUUGUGGGGAAUUAUGGUCAUGUGACCUUCACUUCGUGAAUGUUUAGAUAAUGGUAAUGAUUAGGUCCGUUAGAAUGCAUUCUUAUGUAGAAGUAAAUUUUAAGAAGAGGAGCCACGGUUUUUAAAAUUACCCCCACCCUCCCCUCAUUCCCCACCAUCCAAGAUUUUGCUAACUUUUUUCCUUUUGUCACGAAGAUCUCUAAUUUAUUUUCACGGUCCAGCAACUUUAUUGACUGCAAUAGCUGCUGUUUUGUGAAUUGUUGCAUAGUAGAAAAAAAGAAAAUGAUAAUUUUAAAACCCACACAAUGCUGGUUGCGCUGCUACAACCCACAGGAUAUGUUCGGUUUGAUAGGAGUUGACAAACGCAUCCUUUUCAGUGUAAUUACUGUCAGGCUAUACUGGAACCGAGUCGUGCUUCAGAAAUCUAAAACAUGGAUGCGUCUGUUUGUUUUUUCAUAAAAAAAAAAAAGUGUAUUCUAGAUGUCGAUAAAAAGAAAUCUGCUAAAACUCUGGAAAACAGGAACUUGGCCUAGGUUAAUUGCUGUGGGUCGUUCUCCCGUAGUGCCCCACCAGUGUAUAAGCAGCUACGUUUAUGUGGUUCCUGUUAUCAGAAGGCUCUGCAGUGUUCUGGGCAAUGUCAGUCAUUAUAGUGUUGACUGUCUUUAAGGACACAUGACAUGUGACAUGUCAUGAUUCCCUUUUAUUCCAGAAGUUUGGUCCUUAAGGGGUUAAUACUUUAGAGAUGUCAAAUGACUGUUUGUUUUUUUUUUAUUUGUUGUUGUUUUUUAAAGUGGUAUAACUCUCUCUGCCUUGUAUCCAAACCAUGCAAAACCCUAAAAAACAAUCUUGUUUUUUUUUUUAUAAAGUCUCUCAUUCUUUGCAACGUCUGCAGCCUAGAACCUUACACUUGUCAACAGAUAAUAAUAUCCUGGAAUGUAACAACUGUCAAAAGAUAUUAUCUUUAUAACCGUGAUGUAAAUUUAUAGGAACACUAUAGCGUUCGGAAUGCAUGUAUUCUCUGUGAGGAGCAUUUUAUUGAGUACAGUUACAGGGUUAAGAUUACAGGUCCACUGCACCCCGACCACUUUAUUGAGCUAAUUUGCUCUUGGUGUCUUUAGUAGCCCUUUAACAUUUUGGGUUAUGAUGCGAAUCCCAGACGAAAUAUACAAAAGAGAAUGGUGUGCUUUUAAAGGUACACUACUGUUUUGAUCAAGAUUGCUGUUUUAUAUGGGGCGAUAACAUAAAUCUACCCCCCCCCUAUUCAAUGUGUCACUUUCAUGCACACUGACAUUUGAUAUUGUUUGAAAGCUUGUUUUGCAGCUAUUAUGUCAGAUCUAUUUCACAGUAAACCUGAUAAGGCAGCAGUGUUACCUUUAAAGGACCACUAUAGUGCCAGGAAAACAUACUAGUCCCCCCUCCCGCCGGGCUCUGGGGAGAGGAAAGGGGUUAAAACUUACAUUUCUCCAGCGCCGGGCAGGGAGCUCUCCUCCUCCGAUCCUCCUCCUUUCCUCUCUUUCGGUUGAAUGCGCACGCACGGCAAGAGCUGCACGUGCAUUCAGCCGGUCUCAUAGGAAAGCAUUUACAAUGCUUUCCUAUAGACGCUUGCGUGUUCUCACUGUGAUUUUCACAGUGAGAAUCACACAAGCGCCUCUAACAGCUGUCAAUGAGACAGCCACUAGAGGAUUUGAGGGCUAAAAAAAUGGGUUAAUCCUAGAGGGACCUGGCACCCAGACCACUUCAUUAAGCUGAAGUGGUCUGGGUGCCUAGAGUGGUCCUUUAAGAGUAUAACAUUCUAUGUAUUUUGUUGCACUGCCCUCCAGCCGCCUGGGAGUUAAUGUGGCUGAAGUCACUGAAGUACUGCUUCAUUAAUAAGCUGACAUUUAACCCUACGCUAAUGAUGGCAGAUUCUACGUUUCCCAUGUUCCUGCACAAUUGUUAAUUGUUUUCUUUCCUACAGGGAUUUGAAGAUCGAGAAUCUGUUGCUGGACGAAAACAACAACAUCAAACUCAUUGGUAUGUUGAUGAUUUAAUUGGUUCUCCCAUUAGCAUUGUGCCUUCUGCUCCCUAUGGGCCUGUCUAAACAGAGAUUACAUGCUGGAGUCCGCAGCGGCCUCAAAAGACCCUGUGUCCUUCCUCUUUUGUUUUUGGUCUUCCUUUUGGAUUUCCCAUUACCAAAUGUUGCUGCUGACUGUGCAAGUCUUUGUUUGCAGAAGGAGUCCCCUGCCCCGGAGUUUAUUGAAUGUAAAUUUACAACCAGAUUAGACAUGUUUUUCCAACGUUUCCAGCUAAGUUAUUGUAGUAAUAGAUUUGCCAGAUCAAGGGCCACUCGUUUUUAUGAUUCCCCCCGCCCCCCAUUUUAACAAAAAGCCAGGUUGUUUUAUUUGAUUGAUUUAUUAAAUUUUUCCUCAAAAUCACAUUAAACGGAAAAGGAGAGAUUGAGAACAUUAUACCCCAAGAUAGACCUAUAUAUUGGGGAACUGGCUCAGUGCGAUCUCCCAGUUAUGUUCGAUUAGAAUCUCACAAUGGGGAAAUAAAUUCACAUUCAAUAAAACCUCAAUUCUUCUAAAUAAUGAGCCUUGGUUUCCCGUCUCCUCCAUGCCAGGAAUAUAAAAAGUUGUCCAUAUACUCGUCCAGGUUGUAUACACGCCUAUAGUGGGUUCAGGCCUGUGGGUUACAUUUGAAGUUUCCUCCUUUUUUGUACCAUUCACUUUGAAUUCCUAUCAAUCCUCACCCCAAUGGACACUCCACUGCCAAAAUACAAAAUAUAAUCUCCAUUUAGUAGAUUUACCCCAAAUAACUUGCAUGCAUUAAUUAUGUAUAUUUUCAUUGGGGGAUAGAUCUAAAACCAGCUUGCAAAACCUGCAGUUCUCUUGUCUGCAGAAUCAGACAUUCCAGUGCAGUGCAUUGGCAAGGCAGGUGCUCUUGAGUUUAACUCCACUGAGCUAAACAACCUGUUGUCUGACUUACAUUUUUAUAAAUCUUCCUGGUUAUAGCCAGGGGAGGGUAACCAGCUACAUUUUUAAAAGUUAACAUUUUUAUUGAAAUCUGAACAUUUGUAAAAUGUUAAAUAAGACUGCACACUUUUCACACACAAAGCUUUUCAGCAAGCAAAAAUGUUUUAGGGGUCUGGAGUGUCCCUUUAAGUGACUAACCCUUUGUUUUCUGGAUAGAUCACAGUAAUGUAGGUUAUCCAUUUACUGUUCGUCUGUGCAUAUCCUUUACUUCAAACUCUGAAUGCAGUGUGUCUGUUUUUCAGAUUUCGGAUUGAGCAAUUGUGCUGGUAUAUUGGGUUACACAGAUCCUUUCAGCACUCAGUGUGGAAGUCCAGCCUAUGCUGCUCCAGAACUUCUUGCAAGAAAGAAAUAUGGCCCUAAGGUGGAUGUUUGGUCAAUGUGAGUACCAAUACUGUACAAAAUGUGUGUCUGAGUUUUUAGACUUGUAAAUUACAAAUUUCAAUCCGGCGUUGUGCUGUUCAGUUGUUUUGUUUAAUCUCCUUUUGAAUGUUUUUUUUGUUUGUUUGUUUUUAAUAGUAAUUGUGUAUUUUAUCAUUUUCCAGUGAUAAUCCUGGUUGUGUGGUUUGGUUUCUGCAAAGUGACAAAUUUAGCGUGUGUAAGAAUAAAUGGAAUCCACUUACACCCACAAAAUGAGACAAAUAACAUGGCACAUCAUUUUGAAUGAUUUUUUUUUCCAUACUCUCUCACUGACUGCAUUGGGGAUUGCAUUUUUUUUCCUAGAACAAAAUAGGAAGGGGGGUGGAGAGAACACAUAAAAAUAAAUCGCCUGUAACAGCUACUCUGUAUGAGAAGCAUUUAAAAAUGGUCUGUGACUGAUCCGUAUUUCAUUUCCAAAGCACUACAUAGACGGUGAGGUUGCCAUGGCAACAUUACACUUUCUUAGAUGUAGAAAGCCUGAUGAAUGCAGCUUUUUCACACUUGGCUUUUAAAAGCAGUAGGCUCUCUAUUUAUUUAUUUUUUCUGCCUGUUAAACUUUUACUUUCUCUCAGGGCCCAGGCAGUCAUAAGUCGCCAUACGGCAACCUUAAUAACUAAACUGUGCUACUGAUUUCAGUUACACUUUGACAUGAGAAUUAAUCUGUUAUAUCCGGUAUUGCAGAGAAGGGGUAGUAAAUUAUGCAAAAGAUGUGAAGCGCCCAGUAGUUCUAUCUAUAUAUUAAUGUGUGUGUGUGUGUAUAAUCUAUUAAAUGUUAUUUAUAAAACCCUAACCUAUUCCUCAACACUCACACUAUAAUAUUACACUGACGUUAUAGAAACGCAAAUAAUUGCCAAAGGAAAAUUUUAAGAAACUAUUUGGGGGGGGGGGGGGGAGGCAGGGGGGCAUAUUCAAACAAGCUUUUAGAAUCUUAGAAACAAUUGGGAUGAUAGAUUUGGGAUGGAGUGUAAUUGGCAGGCACACUUGGAAAGGGGCAGUCAUGCCCACUGACAGGCUGAUAUGCAUGCGCUUUGCAUAAUUGCACAAUUCCCUGGUAUCUCCAGAUGGGUUACACCAAGGAACUAUAGCAGGGCGGGGGGACAGGACCUUGAAUUCGGGAUUACCCCACAAGUGGGACUAUUUGGAGGCCUGUAUCUUGGUCCCUAUAUCUGUUAAGUAAUUUUGGAGAAGCUACAUGUUACUAAAUGGUUGGGAACUCAAGCAGUCAUGACUGUCAUUUAAUGAAGCUGAAUUGAGGUUCCCGACCAUUCUACAGAGUUUUCGUUGUUUUAUUGAAGUUAUUGUAGCUGGAAAGGUCGGUAAUACGUGGAUCACACCUGUAUUGGACUUAAAGGGUGAAAUAAACAAAUUUACGGACGCAAUGACCAGACUUGAUGUUAAUUUUACUCUCGUAGUGUAGGUUCGUUAUUUGAAUAUAAAAAUGUGAAAUAAUACUGCAUAAGUCUUCUCCUGCAGUAAUCAUAUUUCAUGGUCACAAAGUGUUAUGUAAUCCAAAGCAGAAAUCCUUGACUAUUCAGAACACCGUGUUCUAUGCGUUUGCAUAACAAUGGUCAUGCGUUAUGCGGUUUUCAUUUCGCUCUACGAAACGCAGCAGCUUUCAUAGCCGAUGCCAGGUUACAAAGGAGACGCUAGAGGAGAGUGUGAAGCGAACUAAAAAAGAAAAAUCUAUAUUUAUUAAGCAUAGGUUGCUGUGGUAUGUGUAAUCAAGGAUUUUGAUUUAUGUAUUUUUCUUUCUUUUAUCAAGUGGUGUGAACAUGUAUGCCAUGCUGACUGGCACUCUGCCAUUUACUGUGGAGCCUUUCAGCCUGAGAGCUUUGUACCAGAAGAUGGUAGACAAAGACAUGAAUCCUCUCCCCGCCAACCUCUCUCCUGGUAAAUAUUGCCACGUUUCUUAAUCCAUUCAUAAGCCGUCAGCUGGAUGAAUCACGUGUAGCUGCAUGCUUCUCAAUGACUGUACGUGUCACAUGCUCCAAGGACCAGUUUUCACAGUACACAUGCUGUCUUCCCAUUAGAAUGAAGCUUUCUGUAUACUCUUAUUUAAAAUAUAAAGGGAAUAAAGUUGCAGCACAUGUAUGGACAAACAGGCCCCUACCAGAUCAGGCAGAAAAUCCACCAAUUAUUUUUUUUGUUUUGUUUCGCACAUUAGCCAUAGUCCCAGUUCUGUUCAUUAUAUAGAAUAAGUGGAACUACCCAAUAAUCUGAGCAGAAAUACCGAGGCUGCUAUCUCCUAGCUGACGUGCACAGUAAAUAUGCAUGGCCCUUGCCCGGCUGCCUCCAGAGCCAGAAUGGAUGAUGGAGAGGUCUGUGUGUACACACACUUAAACAAACAAGUUACAGGGAUCUCAUACAGCAGAGGUGGUGGUCACAUUCCACAGAUAAUGUCAGAGAAUCAUGAAACUGUAUGAUGUGAUAGAGUGACUGGGGGUUCAAUGUACUAUAAAUGAUGCAAAGUCGGUCUGGUGGUUAGAGUGACACUUUGACAGUGGUAAACUGCAUGAUUAUGUCAACGUCGGGAAACCUGCUGUUUUUCUACAGCUCUCAUAGUCCUCAGCCAGCUGUGUUUAGUGCAUGUUCUGCUGGAUGGGAACUUAAAUAUUCUAACAUAUUUCUAAUAAAUUUCCACAUUAUUAUUAUUAUUAUUAUUAUUAUUAUUAUUAUUAUUAUUAUUAUUAUUUUAUUUUAUUUUUUUUAUACUUUCUCCCAUCUCAGGUGCUGUAAGUUUUCUUCGAUCUCUGCUGGAACCAGAUCCAGUAAAGAGACCAAAUAUCCAGCAAGCGCUGGCCAAUCGCUGGCUGAAUGAGAAUUACCAUGGCAAGGGCACACAUACAGUCACCUACCCCAACAGGUGAGUUCCUGUGUACCUCUCCUUUCCUUAGUCUGACAUCUAUUGUAGACCUUUUGGACUGUGAGCAUAGUAUAAUACUCGUUUAGCAGAUAUCUCGAAUGGGAUUUGCUCAAUUACUGAUACUUCUCGUACACAAUAUCUGUUCACCUUUUACCGUGUUCAGUCUCCUGUCUACUAAUCAGAUUAACUAUGUUUAUCAUUGUUAGUAGGGAAGUCUUGUUUGUUGUUUAACACGACUCUUUGGGUAAAAUACCAAAUCAAGGAAAUAUUUCAUUUUAUGUACUUUGGAAGAGUGCUUUCAAUGUGUUUUUUUUUUUUUUUUUCAUGUAUGUCUUGAGGUGCUUUUACAAAACAAUCAUAGUGUUUAUUUUAAACCUAAAUAAAACUUAAAGCAUAAAUGUUAGUAUCCCCCUACCCUCAUAUGAGGUGGAGAUAUAGUGUAUAUAAUGACUAGUGUAUUAGAAACCUAGAAAGAACUUACAAUAGCAUAUUUACCGUUUUCCCCCCUACCCUCACAAGCAGUUGAGGUAUGGUUUAUACAAAGAAUAAUAUGUUCACAGCUUCUCAAUGAUUUGAGAGCUGUUAUUGGCUGAAAAUGCUCUUAUUGCAAUGCGUAGGCAGCCAAUAGGUUUUGAUUAUGGUGUAUGGGGAAGCAAUCUGGCUUUCUAUAUAUUUAUAUUUGUGUUGGCCGUGCCACCCCCAGUGUCGGUGUAGAACAGGGGACCACUGAUUAAAAAAUAAAAUUAAAUUUAAAAAAAAUUAUAUUUUUCCAAGAUGUAUUUAAAUAAGUAAUAGCAUUCUUUUUUUCUGUUUAUGCCUUUUUAUAAACUUCUACAAAUUUGUGCUCUGGUCAAUCUGACCACUAAAAGAGAUGAGCUUAACUGUGGUCUUUGAAUAGUAGUUUCCCUUUUGACAUCAUUGGAAUGUUGCUAUUCAAAUAUUCUAUAUGUGCUGAUCUCUCAUAAUAGAAAGUAGCCCUAAAUUGGUAAUCUUGUCUGGAGGGGAAAAAAAAAAGCCAGCAGGAAGUUUACAAAAAUUUGGAGCCAGAAUAGCUGUACCGAAUGCAGAACGGACUUGUAGAAUUUUCCCAAUUUAGCUAAAGUUAGAAAUUUGCUUUGAAAUCUGUUUCAAUUUCUGCCAGUUCACUAUUUAGUGAAAAACCCAUUAAAAUUGUUUAAAGGGUCUCUCCAGUGCUAAGAAAACAUAUACAUUUUCCUGUCACUGCAGGUCCCUCCCACACCCCAUCCAAUGUUGCUGAUGGGGUUAAAACAGGCGCAGGGUCAGGCUCUGCCCACGCUCCUCUCCCGCCGACGUCAGAUGGCGCAUUAGUCAUUGCUUUUCUAUGGGGAUUCCGGCGACACUGGAGGUCCUCAUGCAUAGCGUGAGGACGUCAAGCGUUGUUUAAAACACUUUUUGUGUUCUAAGAACACAGAAGUCCUUUUAGUGACUGUCUGAUAGAUUUAUAAAAACUGCAAUAAUUACACUUGCAGGGUUAAGGGUAGUGGGAGUUGGCACCCAGACCACUCCAAUGAUCUUGAUAAUAGGGGCUUUUAAGAGGAGAUUAUGUAGAUCCAGAGUUGAGCAGUAUUGCCCAGAAGUGGUCUGGGUGCUUGGAGUGUCCCUUUAAAGCAGGAUUUUGUGCAUGGUCUUGUUUAUACAGCCUGCCUAGGAGUCAUUGGUUUGUGGUUUAAACCUUGUCUCACUUACACAUAACAUUGUUUCAAGUGCUAAACUUUACAGCUUCUACAUGCCUAAAGGAAACUUCACACCCCUGUAAAACUCACAGCACAAACGGCACGUUUGUUGAUCUAACCGUGAAAAAGAAAAAAAGAUGAUACAGAUUCCAUUUUGGGUUUAAUUCUGUUUGGUGGUUUAUUUAUUUUUUGACAUUGCAUAGAUAAGUUAGCUCACUGUCUUUUUAUCACGUAAAUUGAUUUUCUGUCCUUUUUCCUAAGGAUCCACCUGGAAGACCUUAGUCAGAACGUGGUACUCCACAUGUCAGAGAAGCUUGGGUAUAAACACAGUGAUGUCAUCAAUGUCAUCCUCUCCAACCGCGCGUGUCAUACCCUCACCGUCUACUUCUUACUAAACCGAAAGUUGGAGCGUUACCUAAUAACCAUGAGAGUAAGUUCAGUGUAAUUAGUGUAUUAAUUGUCGGCUGCGGGGGAUUCCGUAAGCACAGCAUUUUUACCCCUGGGGACAUAACUAAUUUAUGUUUGUUUUACCAAAAGGAGACCCUUUGAUUUAAGUCCAGUUCUCAUGGAAUGCUUGGGGGGGGUUAGCUUGUGGGAACUUGCUAUGGAGAAUUCGAGGUGUUUGAUAAUAGGGGCUUUUAAGAGGAGAUUAUGUAGAUCCAGAGCAGUAUUGCCCAGAAAAGGCUGUUUGUUGCUGGUCUUUUCAUUGUAAUGUGAUUCAGCCUGUAAUUACCAUCUUUUUUUUUUUUUUUAAUCUCUUGCCAGAAACCUGACAUUAAUGACAACUUUUGCCCAAAGAGCCCGGUGCAACAAUCUGAGAAGUACAGGAUCAACAAAAACUCCUAUGAGGUGAACAUCCAAAUCUUUCAGUGGAUUCAUUGCCUGCCUGUUUCUGUCAGUGACUCUUGCAUAGUCUGUUCUCACUUUCCCACAAUGCACUGUGUUGUGAAUCGACCACACUGAGGAUUGGUUCAAAAUAGUAAUUUUGGAAAGAAUCUCAAAUGCUUCUUUUUUUCCUGGCUCAAAUAUUUUGGGAUAAAAUGUAAAAUUCACUUGUCAGUUCUCCGUGAUUCACACUUUAGUGAAUAAGCCAUUUAAAAAAAAUGUUUCCCAUUUAAAAUGUGCACAGGUUAGUAUGUCACAUAAAUGAGAGAGAAUAGGGGACACAUGAAGGCUUGACGGAAUUUAUUUAACUGGUUUGUGCUGAUGACUGGGCUGUAACACAAUAGCCGAGGCUGUAACACAAUAGUUGGACAUGAGCAGAGGAAUCGGUUGAGUGCGAUGGGCAGGGGAGCAGUUUCCUAUCCCCUAUUCUCUUCUCAAUGAACAGGAAGUCUACAGAUCUUCACUUUCUAUUGGAAUGAAAGUAAAGGAUGUGUCUGGUGUGGGUGAUACAAACAAACUAACCAUGCAUCCUGCUCCUCUUCACUGACCUGUGAGAGCUGCUAUCUUUUCAAUCAAUAGCUUGCCCUGUGAUAGAAUUCCUUCCAGUUUGCCAAAGCAGAGAGUCCAUUAUCCUUUUUGCCAUUGGCCAAAUAAUACAUUGUAACAAUCUCUUAUUUUAACGCUUUGCAUACUGUCACGGACUUCAGUUGCAUCCAGUCAUUUUUAAUUUUUAUUUUUUUAUUUUUAUAAUGACCUAAACCUUGUGAUAAAUGACACAGGAAAACAUCACAAAAGCAAGAAAUUCUAUUGUCAAUAUGUAUUUUUUUUUUUAAAUAUAUAUUAUAUAUUAUUUAUUUAUAUAUAUUUAUUUUAAAAUGCCCCUUUUUUAAUAAUAUUUUAAUAAUAAUAUUUUUAAAAUAUAAUUUUUUUUUUUUAAUGAACCACACAGAUGUUCUACUGGUAGUAAUAUUUUUUUAAAAAUUGGAAAAAUAAUAUAUAAAGUUUUCUAAUAAGUGAAAAUUCAGUUGCAGGACAGCCUGUUGACUGAUGCCUAGAUUAAGCUGCCAGGCUCUUAGUCACGUAGCUAACAAACUGUCACAUAAAUAGUUAACAGUGCUUUAUCUUGGUGUCUUUACCAUCCCCCAGCAAUGUACUCCUGCAGUUUACACUGAUGUAGCUACAAUGUUGGCAUGCAAAGUCUUUACUUAUUGGUUAUCCUGUUGCUGGGUAACCCCUCUUAUCCCCACAGUUAUCUCCAUGAUACUGAUUUACAGAGCUGGAGGGUGACAGUGAUAGGAAUCUGGUGUGAGCCUGACUUCCUAUCACCAGAAACCAUUUACAGGACAAUCGCUAUGUGACACCUGUCCAUCAUAGGGCAAACUGUCCUACAUCUAACGGACAGAAUGAUCACACAAUCUGCCCGAUAACGUAUCCUAUCUUGUUCUGCCUUUCAAACAAAGAUGACACUGGAAAAGUAAGAUGUGUGUUCCCCACCCCAUUAAAAAUCUUUUAAAAUAAUUUUUCAUUAAAUAAAAUGUAAAAGUCUUUUAUUUUUUUUUUUUUAAAUCUCUCCUUAAACAAAAAUGAACCAUUUUUGUUUCGCUCUCUUCCCUCCAUCGAGGUAGCAGUCAAUUCAAAUCACAUGACCGACACAUGGAUGGCCUUUGAAGCUCACUUUGCUGAAAACGUAUCACAUGCUUGGUACUUAUGGGGUUAAAUGAGCACACACUUUGCACAGCUGAAUAAAACAGACAAGCACCACUAACUAGGAGCUAAUGGCUCCUACACCAAAUAUAUUGUAGGAUUGCAAGCCAUGGAGCUUUUGACAGGGAGGUACUUAUUAUUUAUUUAUAAAAUAUUUAUAAAAUAUUUUACCAGGAAAGAUACAUUGAGAUUUCUCUCGUUUUUAAGUAUGUCCUCGUUUUCAAGAGGUUUGUUAUGUAUGAAGAGCGAUGUGUAGAUAUAUUUUUUUCUAUGUCCUCACUUGUUAUGUACAAUAUAUACAUGUAAUAAAAAUAUAUGUAUUUUGUGUUUGCUAGGAGAGAAAGGCUAAGGACCCAGAGAAAAGGUCAGAUCUUCAUCAGAGGGCAGCACAGAAGAAAAUAGACAAAGGAUCUCCCUCCCACAGACAACCAAACUGUCUCAUGAUGCCAGCCCAAAAUUCAAAGGCCCCUCUCAAGGAGAGAAGAUCUUCUUCCAAAUCAGACAGGGGUGAGCACUUAAAGAAUCCUAAUCCGAUCCCUUCUUAUGUGUUUUAAAGUUGCUGAGAUAUUUUUCUCCAAUAUAUUGUUGUGCAGUCUCUAUCUACUUACUGUAAGAUAAAUACGUAGCUUUUUCUAACCUGUACAGCGGAACAUUUUAAGAAUUUGCUUAAAGGGACACUACUAUUGGCAUCAAUAUAACUUUAGCUUAACAAGGCAGUUUGGGUGUAUAGAUCAUGCCCUUGCAGUCUCACUGGUCACGGCUCUGCCAUUUAGGAGUUAAAUCACAUUUUGUUUAUGUUCCUUCAACGGGGUUGGAGGAGAUUAAUUUUGAAUCAGAUGCUAACUUGCUUUAGAAUUUUUUUUUUAUCUCUUGCUCUGUAAAUUUAACUUUAAUCACACACAGACUCCUGCAGGGUCUAGAAGGCUAUUAUCAUAGCAGGAGAUAACAGAAUGUACAAUAAAGGAAUUUUAAACAUUAAAUCUCACUUCACAUUAAGUGAUUAGUAAGGCUGUGGAAGUCACAGGCAGGGAGGUGUGACCAGGACUGUAUAACCAAAGUGAUUUAACUCCUAAAUGGCAGAGAAUUGAGCAGUGAGACUGCUUGACAUGAUCUAUACACCAAAACUGCUUCAUUAAGUUGAAGUUAUUUUGGUACCUAUUGUAUCCCUUUAAUUCAUUUGGGAACCUAGAGACAUUUUGAUCAAAACACUACAGAUGUAUACGUUUACUUAAUUUAAUCUAAUCUGUAUUACAUACUGAAAAGAGGGAGUUUACUUAGCAAUGGAUUUGUGAUACAAAAAUGUUUUGUUUUUUUUAAAGCUACUUAAGACUUUAUUAGUCUGUGAGUUACUGACUGUAUUAUAUAAUUACUGGCUUUUACACUAGUAAAAUUAAAUAAUGAUUGGUGAGAGGAAACUGGAGGAGUCAUUCCUAAAUUUCGAUCAGGUCUCCUUAAGGCCAGGCUUGAUAAUUGCUAAUGUCAAGCAUUUUAACCAACUCCCCCUGAAGACACAAAAUUAAGUAAAGUAGUCAUUUAGAUUAGCUAGCUUGAAUAUAAUCAUACGUUAGACACCACACACAAACAAAAAAUAGAUCUUUGCAGUUUGCUAUACAAUACCAGCAGCUACUUUUCUCCCGUGUGUAAAAAGUGCAUUUAUACUCAAAUAGAAUUCUUUUAUAUAUUACCUGAUGCAAAAGAACUCUAUUAUUUAAAACCAUUUUUUUAUUUGUUGACAGAGUCCAUUGGAGGAUUAAGCCCAUUCCAUGAGCUCCGUUUACCUAAAAAGGGAUGUGUAACUUCGUGUUCUCUGGAAUAUUUGGAACUGCAGAGUCCUGAUCCAAGAACCCCCAAAAUUAUGAGACGUCAAGAUUCCCACUCACAGGAAGCUGUGAACGUGAAUAUGAACAUCGGAGGCCGUUUGAGGGAUACACAUCUGAAUGUUGUGCGUUCGUUUGAGUCUGUCAACAGGGAAGACCAAAUCGAAUCCUUAUCUCCCUCUCACCAAUACAGAGUUUUGGGGUCUCCGGUAUCAUUUUCUCCAAGGCACUCAAAUGAAAGAACUCUUUCCCCCAUCUUCCAGUUUGACAACACCACACCGAUGAAAACUCAUUCCAACCAAGCCUCCUUCACUUACGACGACAAAAGCAGCCCUUCUAGUUCCGAAUCUAUGUCUCCCACUUCACCUUAUUCUCCGUCAGGCAAUAACAACAUUCCUGGAAACUUAGGAAGCCCGAACUGUGUACGAAGCAGAGGUAGAUUCCCUAUGAUGGGAAUUGGACAAAUGUUGAGAAAAAGGAGCCAAGUAGUCUCACCCAAAAUGGAAAAACCUCUGGAAUCUAGAAUGCCCCAGUUGCAUCAAAUGAGCCCGGGAUAUGCCAGUUUUAACUCCAGUGAUAAUGUGUUUUGCUAG
Molecule: messenger RNA, 33891 nt
Organism: Pelobates cultripes (western spadefoot toad)
Lineage: Eukaryota; Metazoa; Chordata; Amphibia; Anura; Pelobatidae
Source: the annotation of a GenBank genome assembly